Messenger RNA from Lasiodiplodia theobromae, 2469 nucleotides. RefSeq names its product Cell division control protein. Gene Ontology annotation, cellular component: cytosol; VCP-NPL4-UFD1 AAA ATPase complex; nucleus. Gene Ontology annotation, biological process: retrograde protein transport, ER to cytosol; autophagosome maturation; mitotic spindle disassembly. The coding region runs from base 1 to 2469 and encodes 822 amino acids. The record is from RefSeq and is a predicted model, not a curated record. NCBI's taxonomy places the organism in Eukaryota, Fungi, Ascomycota, Dothideomycetes, Botryosphaeriales, Botryosphaeriaceae. The transcript has 6 exons. Gene Ontology annotation, molecular function: polyubiquitin modification-dependent protein binding; ATP binding; ATP hydrolysis activity.
AUGUCCGGAGAGCCAGAUCACUCGCAGAACAAGCACAAGGUCAAGCUGGAGCACGACCCUUCCGGUGCAGAGAAGCGUGAAGAUGAGGUCGCCACGGCCAUCCUGAAGAAGAAGAAGAAGCCUAACUCGUUGAUCGUCACCGAUGCCACCAAUGAUGACAACUCGAUUAUCGCCCUCUCGAACAACACCAUGGAGACGCUCCAGCUCUUCCGUGGCGACACUGUCUUGGUGAAGGGCAAGAAGAGAAAGGACACCGUACUCAUCGUCCUGGCUGACGACGAUCUCGACGACGGAAGCGCCCGCCUCAACCGUGUUGUUCGCCACAACCUCCGCGUGAAGCACGGCGAUGUCAUCACCGUCCACCCGUGCCCGGACAUCAAAUACGCGAAACGCAUCGCGGUCCUCCCCAUUGCCGAUACCGUCGAGGGCCUGACCGGCUCCCUGUUUGAUGUCUUCCUUGCACCAUACUUCCGCGAAGCCUACCGGCCCGUGCGCCAGGGCGACCUCUUCACAGCUCGCGGUGGUAUGAGACAAGUGGAGUUCAAGGUCGUAGAAGUCGACCCUCCGGAGUUUGGUAUUGUUGCGCAGGACACCGUGAUUCACUGCGAAGGCGAGCCCAUCCAGCGCGAGGAUGAGGAGGGCAACCUCAACGAAGUCGGCUACGACGACAUUGGUGGUUGCAGGAAGCAGAUGGCUCAGAUCCGCGAGCUGGUUGAGCUGCCUCUCAGGCAUCCUCAGCUCUUCAAGUCGAUCGGUAUCAAGCCGCCGCGUGGUAUUCUCAUGUACGGUCCUCCGGGUACCGGUAAGACGCUCAUGGCUCGCGCGGUCGCCAACGAGACUGGCGCUUUCUUCUUCCUGAUCAACGGUCCCGAGAUCAUGUCGAAGAUGGCUGGUGAGUCGGAGUCCAACCUCCGCAAGGCAUUCGAAGAAGCCGAGAAGAACUCUCCCGCUAUCAUCUUCAUUGAUGAAAUCGACUCUAUCGCGCCCAAGCGUGAGAAGACCAACGGUGAAGUCGAGAGGCGUGUCGUUUCCCAGCUCCUCACUCUCAUGGACGGCAUGAAGGCCCGUUCGAACAUCGUCGUCAUGGCCGCAACCAACCGCCCGAACUCGAUCGAUCCCGCCCUCCGCCGUUUCGGCCGUUUCGACCGUGAGGUUGACAUUGGUAUCCCCGACCCCACCGGCCGUCUGGAGAUUCUCUCCAUUCACACCAAGAACAUGAAGCUUGCAGAGGACGUGGAUCUGCAGACCAUUGCUGCUGAGACUCACGGUUACGUCGGUUCUGACUUGGCUUCGCUCUGCUCUGAGGCCGCCAUGCAGCAGAUUCGUGAGAAGAUGGACCUUAUUGAUCUGGACGAGGAUACCAUCGACGCUGAGGUUCUUGAUUCGCUUGGUGUUACCAUGGAGAACUUCCGCUUCGCCCUUGGCGUUUCGAACCCCUCCGCGCUCCGCGAAGUUGCCGUCGUCGAGGUGCCCAACGUGCGGUGGGAGGAUAUCGGUGGUCUGGAAGACGUCAAGCGCGAGCUCAUCGAGAGCGUCCAGUACCCUGUCGACCACCCCGAAAAGUUCCUCAAGUUCGGCCUUUCGCCUUCUCGCGGUGUUUUGUUCUACGGUCCCCCUGGUACCGGUAAGACUCUGCUUGCCAAGGCCGUCGCCAACGAGUGCGCGGCGAACUUCAUCUCCGUCAAGGGUCCCGAACUGCUUUCCAUGUGGUUCGGUGAGUCUGAGAGCAACAUUCGCGAUAUCUUCGACAAGGCCCGUGCUGCGGCACCUUGCGUUGUCUUCCUUGACGAGCUUGACUCCAUUGCCAAGGCUCGUGGUGGUUCCGUUGGCGAUGCUGGCGGUGCUUCUGACCGUGUCGUUAACCAGCUCCUAACUGAAAUGGACGGCAUGACUUCGAAGAAGAACGUCUUCGUCAUUGGUGCCACCAACCGUCCCGAGCAGCUCGACAACGCCUUGUGCCGUCCUGGUCGUCUGGACACCCUGGUCUACGUUCCCCUGCCCGACCAGGCUUCCCGUGCCGGAAUCCUCAAGGCCCAGCUCCGCAAGACUCCGGUCGCCCCCGAUGUCGAUCUCGACUUCAUCGCCGCCAACACCCACGGCUUCUCCGGUGCCGAUCUUGGCUUCAUUACCCAGCGUGCCGUCAAGCUCGCCAUCAAGGAGGCCAUCUCGGCUGACAUUGAGCGCACCAAGGCUCGUGAGGCCGCUGGCGAGGACACCACCAUGGAUGAUGACGAUGACAACGCCGAGGAUCCCGUGCCCGAGCUGACCAAGCGCCAUUUCGAGGAGGCCAUGGCUUCUGCCCGCCGCUCGGUCACCGAUGUUGAGAUCCGCCGCUACGAGGCUUUCGCCCAGCAGAUGAAGAACUCGGGCGGUAGCAGCUUCUUCCGCUUCCCCGAGGCUGGCGCCGAGGGUAACGCCGGCAACAACAACUUCGGUGCUGGUGGCGACGACGAGGGUCUUUACGACUAA